Messenger RNA from Musca domestica (house fly), 1125 nucleotides. RefSeq lists its product as uncharacterized. Bases 178 to 774 code for a protein of 198 amino acids. The transcript is spliced from 3 exons. The record is from RefSeq and is a predicted model, not a curated record. Lineage: Eukaryota; Metazoa; Arthropoda; Insecta; Diptera; Muscidae.
CCAAUCUGUGUUUAGAUCUUUAUCUGACAGGUUGUGUUCUGAAAACAAUUAAACUAUUUACACCUCUUAUCGAUUAACAAUUAUGACCUCGCUUUUGAGCCUGAAUGUGGUCAUAUUUCCGCUAUAUAUAACACUGAAAUGGAGAACAGCACGUCUAUAGAAUAAAUAUUUUCCGCGAUGAUAAAACGUAGUUCAAAAAUCCUAACCUUGCUUUAUUUCCUUCUGUCGCUCGGCCCUGUAUAUGGAGAACUCUAUGAAUUUAUUUUGGACAACGAUGAAGUUUUCGAUAAAUGCCCCGGCAUGCCGGACAACAAUGGCAUACACGAUUUAUUCGAUAUGACAAAUAUCACAAUGGUGUACCGUGAGGGACGUGUUUACAUCAGCGGAAAUAGUGCCUGCAAAUGGGAGGGAGUGGAACCAACUGAUCGGAUUACGAGCAGGGGAGAAUUGUUAAAAUUCCAACAAGGUGACUGGCAGCCUACGCCAAUCUCAGCAUCCACCGAUGACUUUUGUGCCAUACAGUUUGUCCCCACCUCGCUGACAUAUCCGGUGUGGGGUCGUCACAUAAAUCCAGAGGAUCGCAAAUGUGUCAAUAAUUUUGGUCAAAUCUAUCAUUACCGGCCAUUUGCUUUCAAUACCAAGUACAUGUUCUCCCACAACAUGGAGGGCCGUCAUAAAAUUGUUGUGACAACUGCGGCAUAUGACACCUCGAAUCGAAAACGCCCAAAAGAACGUUGUGUCCAGAUUUUUGGGGAAUUUGUAAAAGUGAAUUAAUUAAAAUUCGUGGUGAUUAUUAGGAAUUAAAUAAAAACGGUAAAAAAUGCAAGAAGUUCUGUUUGGAAGCCCUCAAUGCAUAAAUUUGCAUCAAAAAUUCUUGAUUUAGGUCUAAGAUGUUUUGAAUGAAUAAUUCACCUUUAAACUCAUAAUCUACGGUCUAGCAUUGACCUCUAGUGCCAACAGUUAUUACUACAACAUAAACUAAGGCUACCCCACCUAGCGGAAAAAGAAGAAACUACAGAAACGCGUCACAACACAUUUGACCGGCAUCGAUCUGAGUAUAAACCGCCGUCAGAAUAUAAAAGGAGAUGCCAUGCCAACACCAGAGUUGAGCAAUCUUGUUCACGA